CACGGCGCGGCGGCACCGCCUCCCCUCCUGAGCGCCGCUCUCACCCUGGGCCUGGUGCGGCAGCGCGGUUCUGGUGCUUUGCUCGUCCCUGUUGGCGGUGUCGGCGUCUCUUUACAGGAGUUUGGCCUGGCAGGCCGGAGGUUACCCGGAGGAUAGGGUCCCUACAGCACCCAGUGCUGCCGAGCUGAGCUUUGCCCGUGAGGAGCCAGAUUCGCGGUGUGCUGCUCCCUUAAAGGGCUGUUAACAUGCGCUUAGAGAGCGGCUUUGCAUCACUUGCUCAAAACCCGUCAGUUGGGGUUCUUGGAGCGCUUUUGGUGCUCGUUUUUUGUGCUUCUUGUAACCCAUGGACAUCUUCAGUUUUGUUCAUAAACAGUAAGCUAAUAAUCCAGAAUUAGUCAGGAUGAUGACUAUAUCAUUGAGUUGGGAUAAUCAGAUCUUCAGAAAGAAGGAAUGCAGGAUGCUAGCCUCGAGAUCACCUGCAGACCUGUUUUUAAAGGACUUAAAGUGUUUAUGAAACUUGUUUCAAUUUUGAGGCAGUGCAGUUAGUCAUGGGAAGACACGUGAGCUCAAAUCUUUAUUCUGUUUUUAAGCUUUUCAUGUUUGUGUAUGACUGUCAAUGAAUGGUUCGGUGAAGAGAAACUUACAAGGAAAUAUUAAUGAAAAAUGUAUUGUCAAAUGUUAUCGUCAACCAUGGUGCUUUAAAAAUGUGUUGAUAGGCUUUUUAAGCUCUAAAAGGCUCAUAAAACCUGUAUUACAUAUGAAUGUUUCAGAAAAUGUUAAUGGUUCUAUUUCAGAUAUGACUAAAUGUUUCCUUAAUGAAAUAUCAGGUACUGUUGCAGUAAUUACUUCUGAUGGAAGAAUGAUUGUGGGAACACUCAAAGGUUUUGAUCAGACCAUAAACUUGAUUCUGGAUGAAAGCCAUGAACGAGUGUUCAGUUCUUCACAAGGAGUUGAGCAAGUGGUGCUGGGCUUAUACAUUGUAAGAGGUGACAAUGUUGCUGUGAUUGGUGAAAUUGACGAAGAGACAGAUUCAGCUCUUGACUUGGGGAAUAUUCGAGCAGAACCUUUAAACUCAGUUGUGCACUGAAAAGAUGAAAAUGCACAGGGACUUUGUAAAUCUUUGGUUGUACAGCCCUAUUUAGCAAUGUGGACAGUUUCUACAAAUUGUGUUUAAUUUGUUUAGUCACCAUUUUUUUAUUAUGAAUAUGGUGUAGCUUUGCAUGUAAAUUAAAGUUUCUACAUUUUGCUAAAGAUA
Molecule: messenger RNA, 1255 nt
Organism: Oenanthe melanoleuca
Lineage: Eukaryota; Metazoa; Chordata; Aves; Passeriformes; Muscicapidae
Gene: LSM8
Product: LSM8 homolog, U6 small nuclear RNA associated
Exons: 3
Coding region: 617-1087 (156 amino acids)
Biological process (GO): mRNA splicing, via spliceosome
Cellular component (GO): U4/U6 x U5 tri-snRNP complex; precatalytic spliceosome; U6 snRNP
Molecular function (GO): RNA binding
Source: RefSeq, a predicted model, not a curated record